UCCAUUCCGAUGGCCUUAUUCACACGUCCCACAGCUGUACUGUAUUUUUUUUGAUACCGUAUUUAAAAAAAAAAAAAAAAUAUAAUGAAAACAUGUUUACCGCGACUUGACUUUCCGACGAUGUGUUGCAAUUUUUCAAUUCUUCUCUGUAUGUUUGAUUAAUAAUAAUUUUUGUUACCUGUUCCACUGUCGUUGGUAUGCUUUAUUAGGCGUGCGCUCGAACACGAUGGCUGCUAAAAUACAACCAUUUGAUCCUCCAAGUUCUGCCAGUUCUGAUAGUUUGCUAAAUUGUAUUAUUAUACAAUUUGUUAGAAUAAAUUCAUUGGAAAAACCACGCAUAAAAAAAUUAAAUAUUUAAGCGAUUUAAAUGAGUAUCGGGAUGUAGUUGGAGACAUUUCAAUAGCUGUAGACAAUGAUGAAGAAGAAAGUGAUAGUAUAAUUUCUUCAAGUAUGUCACCAUCAAAACAAUCAACAACUGCACCAUCAACAGUAUUGGUGAAAUCUCCUAGAUCAACUAUACGGCAAAGAACAACUUCUGUCAGUCAAUCAACAAAAAAAACAGCUACAGAAUCAGUAUUGCAGUCUCAUACACGUACAAUAUAUACAGCUGGCCGACCACCUUGGUAUAACACUGCAGGACAGCAAGUAGAACCAUUUGUUAUUGGUGUAUGUGGUGGCAGUGCUUCUGGGAAAACAACUGUCGCUAGAAAAAUAAUAGAAUCAUUAAAUGUACCAUGGGUUGUAUUGCUUAGCAUGGACUCAUUUUAUAAGGUAUUAACAGAAGAACAACAUGAGAAAGCUGCCUUUAAUGAGUAUAAUUUUGAUCAUCCAGAAGCAUUCGAUUUUGAACUCUUGAUCUCCACUUUACAAAGAUUGAAGGAUGGCAAGAAAGUUGAAGUGCCCAUUUAUAAUUUUAUCACUCAUGCUAGAGAAACCAAAACUAAAACAAUGUAUGGUGCUAAUGUCAUAAUAUUUGAAGGAAUCAUGGCAUUUUAUAAUACAGAAGUUUUAAACAUGUUGGACAUGAAAGUAUUUGUAGAUACUGAUGCUGACAUUAGAUUAGCCAGAAGAUUAAAAAGAGAUAUAUCUCAGCGAGGUAGAGAUCUUCAGGGUGUUUUAAAACAAUAUUGUAAUAUGGUUAAACCAUCAUUUUCACAUUAUAUUGCUCCGUCCAUGGUUCACGCCGAUAUCAUUGUUCCGAGAGGUGGUGAUAAUACAGUUGCUAUUGAAUUAAUUGUUCGACAUGUACAUAAACAAUUACAAGCGCGAGGAUUUAAAUUACGAGAAACUUUGGCAAUGUCUUCUGUUGGUCAACCUCUACCUAGUUCUAUCCAUCUGUUACCAUCUACACCACAAACACAAGGCUUACAUACAUUUAUUCGAAAUAAGGAUACACCUAAGGAUGAGUUCAUAUUUUAUUCCAAACGGCUCAUAAGAUUAGUUAUUGAGUUUGCACUGUCAUUACUGCCAUUUAAAGAUGUAGUUGUCGAUACUCCUCAGGGUGUACCUUAUUCUGGUAAAAGAUGUGCUAGUGAUAAGAUAUGUGGUGUGUCGAUAUUAAGAGCCGGAGAAACUAUGGAACAAGCAGUCUGUGACGUUUGUAAAGAUAUACGUAUUGGAAAAAUUCUGAUUCAAACUAAUAGAUCUACUGGUGAACCAGAACUUUACUAUCUACGGCUGCCAAAAGAUAUUAAAGAUUACUUGGUUAUCCUAAUGGACGCUACAGUGGCUACAGGUGCAGCCGCAAUGAUGGCCAUUCGAGUACUCUUAGACCAUGAUGUUCCUGAAGACAAUAUUUUAUUGGUGUCAUUACUUAUGGCUGAAUCUGGGGUGCACACAAUUGCUUAUGCAUUUCCUCAAGUGCGCAUUGUCACAUCAGCUGUUGACCCAGAAAUAAAUGAAAAGUUCCACGUUCUACCUGGUAUUGGUAAUUUUGGUGAUAGAUAUUUUGGUACUGAACCAGAAGAGUACUUAUCCAAUUAGUUAGUAAGUUAUUAAACAUAAGUUCUCGACUACUCAGUUUGUGAUUAUUAACAUACUAUUCAUAUUUUUUACUAAAUGUUUCUUAUAACACUACCUAUUAAGAUGUGUUGAAAUUGUAUGUACUUAGCAUAAUAUAAGACUUCUAGUAUUUUAAAAAAAAAGUGAUUGUAUUAUUUAAGAAUUGGUUGUAUAUCAUCAAAUAAACAAUUUCAAUUUA
Sipha flava (yellow sugarcane aphid) is the source of this 2200-nucleotide messenger RNA. Its product is annotated as uridine-cytidine kinase-like 1. Gene Ontology annotation, molecular function: kinase activity; ATP binding. The transcript has 12 exons. Lineage: Eukaryota; Metazoa; Arthropoda; Insecta; Hemiptera; Aphididae. The record is from RefSeq and is a predicted model, not a curated record. The coding region runs from base 451 to 1983 and encodes 510 amino acids. Gene Ontology annotation, cellular component: cytoplasm.